AUGGGCCGAAGGGCCUUAGAGCUGCUUGCCGUCGUCUUGGUUCUUCUGAAUCCUACCCGUGCAAUACAGUUUGCAUUCAACGAAGAGGAGGUGACAAUCGCAAGUAGGCCAAAAUUCCGACACGAUCCCGUUUCCUCACAUGCAAAGGAAUGGAUUGACGGUCCUGACGGACAUGUCUAUCAAUUUCAUGUGGGGGAUCAAAGUUGGCUGGCUGCUAGAGAAUUCUGUCUGUCUCAGAACUCCGAGUUGGUUGUGCUGAGGAGCAAGGAGCAGACUGAUUGGUUACUCUCUCAUUAUGCGCCGACCUACACUCGCUUCAAUGAACGUUACAUGCAGAUCGGUUUGCUGAUGCCAGACGGACCAAAUCGAGAUUGGACAUAUUUGGAUGGGACAAAAUAUAACAAAUCUGUAAUUGCAUGGAUGUCCGGCGAACCUUUUGACCAUUCAGCGGAUGGUCGUGAACGUUGUGCAGUGCUUCGCGUACAUGCACGUGUUCUCGAUGAUGUUGACUGUGAAUCGGUCCCAAAUCCAAACGUUCACAUGCGAUUCGUUUGUGAACGUGAUCAGCUGAUACAUAAGCAGCAGCAAAAAUCGCAGAAUUUCAUUUGGUCCAAAUUGGAGAAACUAUUAGAGUUCUUCGGAUUUUCCAGUGGAACUAUUCCAGUCACAAAACCUUACAAUGAGACGGAUUCCGACGAAAUGGACUACAUUGAUGAGAUAAAGAAGCUGAAUAUCAGUUCCAAAGAACGAGAAGAAUUGAAAAGUAUCAAGGUGGAUCACGAGACUUCUAGCGAGGAACAGAAGGCGGUGGAAUCCGUACUGAGAACCUUGAACAAAGUGAGCAAGCCGGGAACCAGCGCCUUCUCAAAGAUCACUGAGGGAAAAGAAGGAAGAACAGGUCCCGCAUCUGAAGAACAUAGAGCAAAUACCAGCAGUGAACUGCUUACUGGUCCCAUCACGUCACCUGCGCUUUCUCAGGGAAGCACGGUAGCUCCUGGAGCAUCUAGGAAAACAGAAAAUGCCGGCUCCGCCAUAGAAAGUUCAACUGCGGUAACGGAGACCACAACCUCUGAAAAUGCAACUGAUCCAAUUUCUCCUGAGAAUACGGUGGACGAGAACACGGCAGUGAGUUCUAAAUCUCCAGCGAAUGAAGCGGCUCGAGCUCGUGCAGCUCCUUUGAAGGAAAUCCUUGACGUUGAAGGUAGUGGUACAGAUGUGGAACGAAGCGAUAUUGAGAACUCCUCAAAAUUGCGUCAUGAGAUCGAUCCAGAAAAGUUGGACAAAGUCAUCAGCACGAUGGAGAAAAUGAUUGAAAACUUGGAACAAAUACACCUCAGGGAGGAAAAGACAGGCGAAAAGAAAGAAGAAUCGGAGGCGAAUAGCGAAAAGAAAGGGGACGAGUCCAAGAAGAAAGAACAGAAGAAGAGAAAAGAAAAAUCUAGCGAAGCUUUAGUCAAAUUAAGAAAGAAAGGUAGCGAAGACCGGGAGACUGUGAAUGCUAUGGAAAAGGACUUCGAUGAAGAGGCCAGCAGAAGUUUGCCAAGCACUGAUAUCAAACCGCCUGAGGAGGAAUGUGACGAAGAAGCAAGUGGUGAGAAGGCGGUGAACCCCACAGCGACGAACGAAGAGAUCAUUAGGAACACUAUCGACACGGAAGACGUCGACGAUCUCAGUCAAAAGCCAAAAAUUCCGGCCGAAAAAGAGGCCCACAUCCAGGAUUUCUUGACUACGUUGAGGACUUUCUUGAACAGAGCCGAACACAGUGAUCUGAGGAAAUUGCUUGAUGAACAUCCUGAAAAAACACUUUUGGAAAAGAUGAAGCUCGCCAUCAGAGCCGCCAACGAACGGGAAUUCGAACGACUCAAAGAGCUCGAGCUAAUGAAGAAGCACGGUGUGGAUAUUUCGCAUGUCCCAGAGCCGAAACUCAUGGGUGAGACCGAACGGGAAGAACUAUACAACAAAAUCAGCCGAGUAGUUAUGAUUGAAGCUGAGAAGAAAGGAGAUGAGACAGUCACUCAACCGUCCGCCCGGACUACAACACAGGAACUGCAUAGGACAACAAAUACGGAGGUGCGCAGUAAAAAGAUACUGAUAAGGAAGAGCUCGAAAGAAUACUUCUCCAAAGAGGAGAGCGACAAGGAUGUGAACGGAAAGCUCAAAGAUGCCAAGCCAGUUACAAAAGAGAAAAAAGGAUCGGCAUCUUCGGGGCAAACAACGGAGAAAAAAACUGGAGAAAAGGCAGUGGAAGCAGAGGAAGAUGAGAAAAUGGUGAAUUCCACGGAACCGACUGUGAGUGAAAAGAACACUACUGUCAAGGAAUCAAGCGCUGAAUUGCCGGUCAGAACUGUGCAGCUGAAAGAAUUUGACGACAAAGAGGAGGUUAUGAGCAAGGAAUCUAAGGCGGAUGUGAAAGAAAGUGGAGAGGUGAAGGAGAAGAGGAAGAAAGAGAACAGGAGCAGGAAGGAUGACGAAGAAACGCCUGAAGAUGGCGUUGAAGUCGUUAAAACUGAACCUCUUAGUGAUGAGAACUUGAAGGAGAACGACGAUAAGGAGGAAAAAGAAAAAGAGACGACAGCAACGAGUGGAGAGAACGACGAAAAAAACACUGAAAAUGAAAAGAAUUUCGUGAAAACUGUACCACUUUCUGAAGACGAUUUAAGAGAUCCAAAAAAGAAUUCGGACGAGGCAAAAGAGAAUGACGAUGUCGACGAAGAUCAACUAGACAAGAUAUCUCCUUAUCCUCCGAAUCCUAGCCCGAAAACUGAAGACGUCGAUCACUCGACAGAGGAGAACAACAGCUUGGACUCGGAUCAUGCAGAUAAAUCUAAAUCGGAUAACAGUUUUGAUUUCCAGCAGGUCGACAAAUGGGACGGCAUCGUGAGUGGAGACAUCGCCACAGAAGCACCCGAAGAAGAAAUUCCUACCAUGAAAGUGGCGCCAGCGCACAACGAGGAUGAGGGCGAAGAGGUGGGUACCGUUAAAACUCCGGAAGCUUUGAGAAAGGAAAAGAAGCAACUAGAGAAGGCGAAGAGAAGGAAGGACCAGCGAAUGAAGAAAGUAGAUAAGGCUGAAGACAAAGAUGUAGGAAAUGACGGCCCGAAUGAUCGUAAGAACGACGGCGAUGACGACUCUAAGGGAAGUAAAGAAACGGCUAAUCUGUUCACACUACCGACAUUACCCACUCUUCCGCCGCUCGGGCAAUCACCACCAACAUUGCCGCCGAUCACACCUAUGCCUGGACUUGACAACCUGCUGCAAACGAUCUCGAAACAAUGGCGAAAGAUCUUUCCCAGUGCCAGGAUACCAACAUUCAAUCCAGAAGAAGACGACUAA
Necator americanus (New World hookworm) is the source of this 3333-nucleotide messenger RNA. RefSeq lists its product as uncharacterized. The coding region runs from base 1 to 3333 and encodes 1110 amino acids. The record is from RefSeq and is a predicted model, not a curated record. The transcript has 15 exons. NCBI's taxonomy places the organism in Eukaryota, Metazoa, Nematoda, Chromadorea, Rhabditida, Ancylostomatidae.